This is a messenger RNA of Diachasma alloeum, 4275 nucleotides long. RefSeq names its product dynamin-binding protein. Lineage: Eukaryota; Metazoa; Arthropoda; Insecta; Hymenoptera; Braconidae. Gene Ontology annotation, cellular component: cytoplasm. The transcript has 4 exons. Bases 383 to 4018 code for a protein of 1211 amino acids. Gene Ontology annotation, biological process: intracellular signal transduction. Gene Ontology annotation, molecular function: guanyl-nucleotide exchange factor activity; protein binding. The record is from RefSeq and is a predicted model, not a curated record.
UAAACCUGAAGUUGAUCGAUUGAAGUGGUUGUAAAACAUAACCUCUGAGUCUUAAGCUAUUACAAAAUGUUUAAAAAACUGCCUAACAACAAUUUCUCCUCACAGAAUAAUAAAUUUCUGCGCAAAAAUCCUCGAACUAUUGGCGCCCGAGUGAUUGUGUGCCUCAUCAGUGAACAAUUAAGUGUUUUUGGAGUCACAACAAUGAAAAACUUGAAGUUUGUCGUUUGAACUAAAUUUCGAGAGUCUCGAAGAGCCACGUGAGUCCAUCUGCUCCUGAAUUCACGUACACUAAAUUGUGCAACGGCACUUACGGCAAUGUGGCUGUCACAGUUGACUCCCCAAAUGAUGUUUUAGUUAAUUAGCUCGUAAAAAACCCAGAAAAAUGGAGCCCGGUACACUGACCAAAGUUCUCAACGACUUCUACACGACAGUCGAGGGUGAACUCAGUCUGUCAAAGGGUGAAUUCUUCCUGAUCCAUAACGUCAUCGAUAAACACUGGUGCUAUGGAAUGUCGAGAGACAGGAGGGGCAGUUUUCCCUGUAAUCACCUGCUUAAAGUUGAAGUGCCUCAGUUCAAGGAGACGGAGAGUCUUUUUGUGUCGAUUGCUGCUUUUCGAGGAGAACAGCAGGGGGAUUUAAUUUUUGGUGAAGGUGAAUUGAUCAUUGGAACCCACGAAGUAGAGUCUGGAUGGUAUUCUGGUCGUACAGACAGUCGAACAGGUGUUUUUCCACUGACUCACGUGUGGAUGGUUGAUCCUAUAGUCCUUAAGAGACCAGCAGACAAGAAAUCAGUCCGUAGAAAAGCCCGCGUGAAGACGACCCUGAAAGCCCAACUUGCCGAGGAGCUCGACCUCUCAGAAGGUGAAAUCGUGACAGUAACCGAGAUCCUCGAGGACGGUUGGGUGCUGGGCUGUACCUCCGACAACCGCACAGGCACCUUCCCCGAGGCCUUCAUCACCUACCUCGAAAGUAUGGACCAGCCAGACGAAGCCUGUGGUCCCCUCGACCCCAUCCCCCAGUCAAUCACCUCGGGGGGAAGAAUCUACAAGGACUUCGGUGACUCCUCCAGCCCUUCCUCCCACUACGAGGAUCCAGCACCCUCAUACUACGACCUUUUCCCGGACACGCAACCCCCAGCGCCCCAGCACCCCCCAGUCCCCCCUCCCUGUGAAGGGCCCCCAGAUCCCUCCCCCCCACCAGAAUUCGACAAUUUAAACCCCCUAGGGGUGCACCCCUACGCAAUCACUCUCUACCCCUUCAACGCUCAUUUCCCCAAUGAAUUAAACUUCGAGGCAGGUGAAGUGGUGCAUCUGCUGCGUCACAUCGACACAGAAUGGGCAGAGGGCACGAUAGAGUCCUCCAAAGGGCUCUUCCCCACCUCCUACGUCAAGAUAAUCGUCGACUGCAGGGAUUCCCCCCCUCCAGAGGGCCCGAAGGACCCCCAGGAGCCUCUCCGCCUAGAACCCCUGGAGCCAGGUGACCUAGCAACAGUGGAAUACACCUUCAAUGCACAAAUGAGUGGAGACCUGAGCAUAAAAGAAGGUGACUCGAUCACAGUCCUCGAAAUGGCCAACGACGACUGGGUGUCCGUGACAAACACCUCUGGAGAGGUUGGUCUCUGCCCCAGAGGAUACCUCUCCAAGCAAUCCCCAUCCGAAGUUACCCUGGAGGCCAACGACAUUGAAGACUGCGUCGUAAUCCGCAGUCACGAGCGAUCAAAAACCCCAGAAGAGCAAAACAUUCGACGAAAAUCAGAGCCCCAUCGUCCAGCACCUCCAGCCCCAGCCCCAGGCUCCAUUCCCCUCCAGAAAUUUCUGCCCAAUCAUCAGGAGAAAAGCCAAACAGAAGUGCAACAAUCAAACGAGAUCACCGCAACCCCCUCAGAAUCCUCGUCAUCAAAACAGAAAAGAGCAGACAAACGUCAGAACGUGAUCUCAGAGCUGGUGAUAACUGAGAAAGAAUACGUUAGAGAUCUCAAAGUGACGUACGAGACAUUUAACCUGUACAAUCCAGGUCACCUGGAGUCUCGUGGGAUCGACGUGGUCGUUCUAUUCGGAAAUAUCCUGGAGGUGAUCCACGUGGCAGAGGAACUUCUGGAUUUGAUCCUGCGAGCAAUGAAGGGAAUGGACGAGGACCUCCAGACGAUAGCCCCCUGCUUCCUGGUGAUGAGGGAUAAACUCCAGACAACUUACGAUAAAUACUGUGGGAACCACGAGACAGCUCUGAGUCUCCUGAAGAAAUACGAGGAGAACAGGGAGAUAAUGAGAAUCUUCGAGAAGGGGAUAGAGACCCUGCGACAUCAGGUCGUCUGCUUCGACAUGAGCUCCAUCCUCAUAAAGCCAGUCCAGAGGAUUUUAAAAUACCCACUGAUGCUGUAUGAGCUCGUCAAGUGCACUGAGGAUGAUCAUCCAGAUAAGCAGGGCAUCGAGCAAGCCUGGAAGGUGAUGACAGAGGUGGCGUCCUACAUUAACGAGUCCAAACGACGUAAGGACAUUGUCUCGAAGUGCCUGGACACUGACAACACCCUAAUGGCCAAGAUGUCGAAGCUGAAUAUGCACUCGGUGGCGAAAAAGUCGAGCAGGUUGAGUGCUAAAUUAUCAGCGAGCUUGGGGAUGACGAAUAUCCCAGGGGAUCCAGCAUUCGAGGAACUUGAGAGGCAGUUCAAAGCUCUUGAGAAGUGCAGCUCGCAGUUGGCUGCAGACGUAGAUAAGUGCAUGUAUUUUUUGAACGAGGAGACCAACUGCGCUGAAUUAUUAUCGCAUUUCCUGAAUGAGUAUCAUUAUGGGAGCAAUGACAACGAGGUGAGACAAUUGAGUGAGGCCAGGAGGAGCAUUUCCUCUCAGUUUAUUAAUAAUUUAAAGGAACGUAUUAAGAGGAGGGUGAAUGAACCUGUGUCUUUGUUAAUCAGUUUGCUGGAAGGGCCUGCUUUGUUGAUUACUAAACGAGGGGAUAAAUUACUGGAUUAUGACAAUGCCAUCUCGAGGGGGGAGAAGUAUCGAGAGUCCAGAGUCGUGCAGGAGGAGCUGGCAACUGCUAAGACUAAUUAUGAAGCUCUGAACCAACAGUUGAUGGAGGAAUUACCUAUUCUGAUUGGAGCGGGCACUUUAAUCAUCGCGACAUGCAUCGAGGCUUUUGCUAGUGCCAGGAAACUGUUCUUUGGGAGGAUAACGAAGAAGUAUCUGUCGCUGUCGGAGUCUGCGACUCAGGUGACCCCCCAGGACGUUCUCCAGUCGUUCUUGAUCAAUCAUAAUUUACUGUGGAAUCAAAUUUCGAGGUUCAGCUUUGCUGGGGUCAAUCCGAAGGUCGAGUUGGCCACGGUUGAGGUUUCCAAUCAGAAUGAGAAGGAUAAGAAGAUGUUAAUGAACAAGUAUCUCAGGAGUAAUUUGUUUGUUGUGAGGGAGAAAGUCGUCAGCACUUCUUCGUUAGAUUUGGGAGCAGCUAGGGGGACUGUGGUGGCUGUUAUCAAGAGGCAGGAUCCAAUGGGGGAUGCCACGAGGUGGUUCGUUGAUAAUGGGUCUGUCAAGGGAUUCAUUCACAGCAGUACUCUGGAGCCCAUUCCCCAGCCUCGAUCACCCCAGAAUAACAACGACGUCACUGACUCGAGAAGUGACCUUGGGAAUCUGAUGAGUUUGGACUCACCGGUGAGGGAAAUCAAGGAGAAUUUGAUCAGUCUUGAGUCACCUGUUAAACAGAGCAACUCGUCGACUUCGUUGCAGAGUUCAUUGUAUGGAAAUGUUGGCGAUGGCAACGACAAUCAGAGAGUUGGGGGUCAGCAGAGUAGAUAUCAGAACUUGGAAACCGAAUUUUAUAGUUUUUAUGUUGCUGAGGUUAAUUUCGAGGGGGGCAUGUCUGGGACUCUGCCUGCGAAGAAGGGAAGAGUGCUCAAGUUGAUUAGGCCACAUGAUGAGAAAGGGAAUAGUGAGUGGUGGCUCGUGGAGGACAGGGAUGGCGAUUCUGGGUACUUUCCAAGUUAUUAUCUCAUUCCAUUCCAGGCAGCAACAAAUCCUAGGCACGAUUAACGAGUGACUUGGGGGCUGGUUUUUUAUGAUGUUUUUAUGGGUAAUGUACUAUUUUGAUACCUGUGAUAGCCAAGUGCAGUUUUUGCUGAAUGCCAACUAUUUUUUACUCGUGCAUUGGGGGACCUUCUGCAUUGUUUGUGCUGGAUGUACAAACAAGGGUAUUAUUUAUUUAUUUCAAGUUUUAUUGUCGUUUUAAGUGGAAAUUAUUGUUGUGCUAUUUGAGAUUCGUACUUAUAAGAUUUUAAGUGUACAAUGAA